Molecule: messenger RNA, 3509 nt
Organism: Xylona heveae TC161
Lineage: Eukaryota; Fungi; Ascomycota; Xylonomycetes; Xylonales; Xylonaceae
Product: histone transcription regulator HIRA, WD repeat superfamily
Exons: 5
Coding region: 77-3310 (1077 amino acids)
Biological process (GO): regulation of DNA-templated transcription; chromatin remodeling; DNA-templated transcription
Cellular component (GO): HIR complex; nucleus
Molecular function (GO): nucleosome binding; protein binding
Source: RefSeq, a predicted model, not a curated record
CUCGGUUCUAUGCGAUCAACCUCUGCCACCAGGCCCCUACUAUGACACGUCUAUUUCGCCUGAAUAGAUAGCAAAGAUGCGCUUCAUUAAGCCGUCCUGGCUAACUCAUGGAGGAGAGAAGAAGGACUUCGAAGUCUACAGCUGUCAUGUUUCGCCCGAUGGAAGUAGACUUGUCACUGCUGCUGGAGACGGAUACGUUCGAGUUUGGUCGACUGAAGCAAUAUACAAUGCUGGAAAUCCCGAAUACACCAAACCAAAGCAAUUAGCGUCCAUGAGCUACCAUUCCGGCACUAUCCAUACCGUGCGCUUCUCUCCGAACGGGAAAUACCUGGCUUCUGGUGCCGACGACAAAAUUGUCUGCGUCUACACGCUUGAUCCAAACGCUCCGUCUCACGCUUCGACAUUUGGCACCAAUGAGGCGCCUCCGGUGGAAAGCUGGCGAAUCUUUCGACGCCUAAUCGGCCACGACAACGACGUACAGGAUCUUGGUUGGUCCUACGAUUCCUCAAUACUUGUGUCUGUUGGCCUUGAUUCCAAAGUGGUCGUGUGGUCAGGACACACGUUCGAAAAGCUAAAGACCCUCUCGCAUCACCAAAGUCACGUCAAGGGUUUAACAUUUGACCCAGCGAACAAAUACUUUGCAACUGCCAGUGAUGAUCGGACAAUCAAGGUCUUUCGCUUCACACCUCCGGCUCCAAACUCUACGGCGCAAGAUCAAAUGAACAACUUUCAUAUUGAAUUCACUAUUAUAGCACCUUUUGCCUCGUCACCUCUAACGACAUAUUUCCGAAGAUGCUCAUGGUCCCCCGACGGAAACCACAUUGCCGCCGCGAAUGCUGUGAACGGCCCCGUGAGCUCCGUGGCUAUUGUAAACCGCGGCAGCUGGGACAGCGAGAUCAAUUUAAUUGGACACGAAGGACCGGUGGAAGUGUGCGCCUUUUCGCCACGGCUGUUCUGCAAGGAGCCCCCUAGUCAGGUCAACCAGGAUGGAAAAGGCUUCAGCACCCAACAUCUCGUGACGGUCAUCGCUUGUGCUGGUCAAGAUAAAGCUCUCAGCAUCUGGAAUACUAGUCAUCCAAGGCCCCUCGUCAUUACGCAGGACCUAGCAGUCAAGUCUAUAUCCGAUCUAGCAUGGAGCCCAGACGGUCGACACCUGUUUGCCACUAGCUUGGAUGGCAGUGUUAUCUCCGUCGUCUUUGAAGAGGGCGAACUGGGCUAUGUUGUCGGAUUAGAAGAGAAUGAGAAGGCGCUUGCAAAAUUCGGUGCUGGCCGACGCGGUGCAGGAGUCGUCGAGGGAACUGAUGGCCUCUUACUUGAAGAGCGAAGCAAAGCCGGAGAACUAAAGGGCGUGCAGGGAAGGAUGGGCGAGUUGAUGGGAGACAGCCGAGAUGUAGCAGCGCAAAAGUCUAAGAAGGGUGGUCCCGAUGCAUCUACGAGCACUCCUGAUCCAGCCACAGUCCAAGAUGGUUCAGCGAAUCAAUCAGGGCAACAGGCAGCAGAUGGUACGCCUGCUGGUGGCCAGACGCCGCAACCCGACCAGCAUACUGCCAAGUUGGAAAGACUCAAGCAAAGAGUGACCAUCACCAAAGAUGGAAAGAAGCGCAUUGCGCCUUUGCUUGUUUCCUCAUCUGGUGGUGCUGAAUCCUCCAUGCCUCGGCCUCAAUUGAUGGCUGCUACGGCCAGCGCCCAAGCAAAGGCCGACGCACCACAAUCCAUUGUGGAUCUGUCCAAGCCAUUUGACGGAUUACCAAAGGGCGGCCUCGCAGCGCUAUUGCUUGGAAACAAGCGCAAAGCGGCUCAUAUUGAAGGAGAUGAAGACGGCCAUGUCGAGAAGCGGCUAGCAGCUGCAAGCCGUGGAGGCGCGGUCCCCAUUCUCGUCAAUGGUGUAGAUGGACUUGAGCCUGCAACGCCAGCGCCUGGGGCAGGAGGCGUCCAGCCGACUCCUGAAUUUAUCCGACCAGCGGUUGUCAAUCCGAGCUUGGCUAUAAGUCAAGUGCGGCUGGCUGUGCCCAAAGUCCGUACUCAUAUUGUACGAAGCCUUGAUUCUAGUGGCAGGCCAACACAGAGCAAUGCCCAGCCAAACGGCACCAACCCAAGUACGAAUCAAGCUUCCGGAAACACCUCAGGCGAUUUGGUGUUCGAAGCGCGCAACCCCUCAAGCCCCGCUGCUACUGCCCGAUUGCACGACCGCGACCCGGCCAAGUUGACAGUUACAAGGAAAGGCCAGACAAUAUGGCAAGAUUUCCUGCCCCGGCCUGUCCUUUUGACCUCUGGAAACCGGAGUUUCUGGACUGCGGCGUGCGAGGACGGCAGUGUAUAUGUAUGGACCCCGGCAGGCCGACGUCUGCUCAACGCUCUAGUCCUGGAAGCUCAGCCCGUUAUUCUAGAGGUUCGAGGAUCCUGGGUUCUGUGUAUCACGGCCGUGGGCAUGUGUCAUGUCUGGAAUGUCAAGACGCUCUCCUCGCCACAUCCGCCCCUCUCCCUCGCUCCUGUUCUCGAUAUUGCGAUUCACAACCUGCAAACACAUCCUACAGUUGCACCGGCCGUGACUUCUGCGCGAUUAAACUCGAAAGGGUACAUCAUUGUGACCCUCUCAAAUGGCGACGGCUAUGUCUACUCUCCCUCAAUGUAUGUCUGGCAACGUCUCUCUGAAGCCUGGUGGGCCGUAGGCAGUCAGUACUGGAAUACCACGGAUGCUACUGUUGGCAAUCUUCGGUCGGCUGCCGACUCUGCGAAUGCUCCGGGUUCACUUGAGGACGACAUUGGCCCAAACAAUCUGUCGGCAGGCAUUAUUCCGCAUGUAGAGCGCAAUACUACAAACGAAGUGCUUCUUCGUGGCAGAGCCUACUUCCUGCAACGUCUUAUCAAAUCGCUUCUUUCACGCGAAGGAUACGAAGGUUUCGAGUCUAGCGUAUCCAUUGCUCAUCUGGAAAAUCGUUUAUCAGCUGCCUUGCACCUCGAAGCAAAGGAGGAGUUCCGUACGUACCUUGACAUGUAUGCGAAGCGGCUUGGCGCCGAGGGACUGCGCACAAAGGUUGAGGAGCUCUUGAGCGGUCUCCUCGGCGGUGUCUUCCGAGAUGGUGUCAAUGGAGAGGACGUGUCGAAGAAGCGCUCCAAGGAGACAGGUCAUGGAUGGUACACUGAGGAUGACGAGCUAUGCGGAUGGAACAGGGAAGACUUGCUUCGUAGCGUCCUCUUAAUCUUGGGCAAACAUCGCGACCUUCAGCGUGUCACAGUUCCAUACGCAAAACUGCUUGGAGUCAUGGACCUCGAGUCCACAUCGGCGACCGAGGAUACGCAAAUGACUUGAUCAGGCGGAUAUUGUUGUAGUCUCAACUUCAUUUUAUUUUUAUUUUGCAUCUGGAAAACGGGAAACGGUUUCAUUUCAAUGGCACUGUACAUCUUAAGGGGGUUUUUAUUUGCAAGCUUUUGCUUUUCGCAUUUGUACUAUACCAGUCUCGAUCAACAAAAGAAAGGAAUGAUUAAAUACAUAAACUUUGGACGCAGCG